GAGAAAGGCGGCAAGCUCUCCCCGACUCGCGAUCACGCUAACGGCUCUCUUGGUUUUUCCUAUCGUCCUUUCCGCCUCCGAUCCACUUUUCCGUUCAAAGGGCAUUCGCAUUCGUCGCUGGGAGUUCCGGAAUCACACUUCCAGACCUUUACUUCGUAAGCACUUUCUCUGUUUCCCCGUUGCCUUACCUCGCCAAGCUCUAGUGCUUACGCGCAAUUCGUUCAUCUCUUACAUUUUACUAGUUGUUCGAGAAAUUAGGGUUUCCGGAAACCCUAGCCUCGUCAGUUCUCGCUCUCUCCAACAUUGCCUGUGUUUUCCCUUUACUGCGAUCCAUCCAAUAUGGUGGCGGAAUCAGCUUCCGCCACCACCCCCCUGUUGUCUCUGCCGGUGGGCUAUCACUUUAGCCCUAGCGACGAAGAGCUCGUGGAGUAUUACCUGAAGAAGAAAGCUAGAGGAGAGAGUUUCCCGUACAAUGUGAUUCCAGAUUGCGAUCUCUACGGCGACAAGGCUCCGUGGGAGAUGUUUCCCCCGGAUGCCGGAACAGGAAGAGACAGGUUUUUCGUCUUCACCCGGCUUAAGAGGUUAAGUAAGAAGAGGAUUUCGCGGACAGCAUCGAUUGGAGAAUGGCAUGGCAACACUGCCGGUGCGCCCAUUGUUGAUGGGAAGAACAACGUGACUGGGGCUAGGAGACAGUUCGUUUUCAAGUUGAAGAAAGGGAAAGAAGGAAGUGGCUCGGGAGCUCUUGUGGGGCAUUGGAUAAUGCAUGAGUAUUCACUGGCUGGGAUGGAUUCUGACAUUGUGUUGUGUGAAAUUGAAAACAAGGAGAAGAAAAGGUUGAGAGUUGAUGAAAGGGUGGUGUGGGAGACUGUAAACAAGGGAAGUAAAAGGCUCCGGAUGGAUGAAGAGGGAGCUUUCUUGACUGCCACAGAAGAUGCUGCUGUAUCGUCAUCGUCAUCAUCAUCAUCAUUGUCGGAAAUGGUUGCAGAGUUAGCUAGUGACCUUCCUUUCUCGCCCUCUGUUAGACACUCAGCUGAACAGGUAUCAAUUCAAUGUGAGGUGCAGGCAGUAUCAACGAAGAAUGCUGGAUUGAUUUGUGGAGAGCCUUGUGAUAUUCUUUCUGUAUCAACAAAGAAUGCUGAAGCGGAGAUCAUGUCUUCCCUUCAAAGUUCAAUCAACAAUCCCACGACAUCCUCAUCUUCAUCAUUGAUUCCAGUAGCUUCAGCUUACGAUUUGGAUGUUUGUCAGCCUCAAGGUGACUUUUCGGGAGAUCUUCAACUUGGAUUCCUAGCAAGCUGUGGAACAUCAGAGUUGAUUGAUCAACCAAUGUUCGACUUCGAUGAUAACUUGUGCAACCUACUCGAGUUCGACACCAGUAUUGAACUCGACAUGACUGGUUUGUGGUAGGUGUGAGGUCUUGUUUGAUUUCCAUUUUAGUAAAUGCUAAGUGAUAGUUGCUUGACUGCUUGUCAAGCUUCUUAUAUCACUUAAUGGUUUAAACUAUCAUGCCUGUGUAUAUUUUUUUGCGGUAAUGGUUUGUAUUUGAGGCAGAAGCAGGGAGCGGAAGAGAUUGGGUUCUUUUCCUCACUUCAGGAUGGAAGGUUUGCAGGCAACUUCAACAUUUUGAGAUUUCAAUUCAGUGACCCAUUUCUUCUCUGCAAUUUCAGGAGUCACAAUUGGUGUUUCUGCAUCUUGCUGAUGCAAUUCCACAAGUUAUGCGCAAGGCAGCCUCGAUUAGGAAAAGCUGAUUGCUAAGCUCCCUACUUUGAGGUGGUAAGAAAUGAAUGAUACUGGUGGAACUCAUAGGAGCGGGUCUUUCCAUCCUUAUUUCUAGUUUAUCCAUGACAAAAGAAACUGAUGUUUCAUUCGAUGAUCCAGCUUAUGAAGGAUAGCAGGAGGAACAAAAACCACACUACCUUGCUCAGCUUGGCAGAAAGGAUAACCAAAAUAAGGGAUUGAAUGAACCAUGAUGAGCUUGGAGAGUUGUUGAUUGAGGCCCUGCUGCUUCAUAUUAUAACUCUGUUGCUUGUCAUUGAUUUCAUUUGAUAUAAUUAUAUGCAAUUUGGCUAUUGCUUGAUAGCCACAUGCAUUAUUGCUGCUUUCUCUGUGUUUAUUUAUGGACCGAAUUCUUCAUCUAACUUGUAUUUUUUAACCUAAUCAUGCAGGGACUAAGGCUGUUCCGUUCCCCUGGAGAGUGCUAUAUAUAGUUUCAGUUCUUCUUCGCCUCCUCGACAAAUUGGGAAGGCUGGACAUGUCUGCUAUAGUCAGUGAAGUGAGUUACGGCUAGAGGGUGGAGGAGACUCUCUGUCUCUCGGUUAGGGUUGAAGCUACAACAAGUUGUGAACUGAACUGAAGGCCUAGCUCGAGAGUUUUCCAGUGGGAGCAGCAGAAGCUGUAUUUUGAUUAGCCUGACAAUUGGCUGCUCUUUGUACUCAGCAUCCUGCUGGUUUUUUUGGUACUAGUUUGGGAUGUUUCUUUUGUUGCGGCCAUGCGAUGCAGGUUGCCUUUACUAUUCAUCUCUCCUGCACUGAAUCAUGGUCACCUGUUCGGUGGCUCUUUUGUACAUAUAACAUAAUUAAAUUUUAGUGUCAAGGAAAGAGAACGAUUCUGGAAAUCAAGCUGAAGGCCUUAAAAUUGAGUUUUACAGAAUACAUACUUGGUUUUGUUGUAGAACAAAAAAGAACGAUUCGAUCUAGAAAGACACACUUGACUUCUUUCCCUUCCCUCCGCAGGUAUUUGUCCUCUUCACAGUUCACACAAUGAGUAGAGUAGAUAAAACAAAACCAUACAAAAAUUGGGAAAGCCAACUCACUACCGCUAGCACAUAAAAACAAGUGGAACCACCAGGCCCAGUGUUUUUAUUCUCUGUACACAACUUCCAGUCAAUACAACAAAGCAAACGAUCAAUGCUUACGCCAACGCAGUCAAAACCGCGCUUUAAAACUUAAAAACUUACGCUUUGACCUUUUGGGUCAUCAAAACGCUUCUAUGUAGAAUCGUGAUUUUCCCUUACAAAUGUCGUCAAAAUCUACGUUUUAAAACUUAAAAGCUUAUGGUUUUACGCUUCUAGGUCACCCAACCAUAAUCGCGGUUUUGACUGCAUUGUCUUACACCACCCAGCAACAGAGAAAAAAAUCGCAAACAAGCACCGAACCGCUCUUUCAUGGGCCAAUAUAUGGCUACAGAAACACUCCAAUUAGCUAGUAUUGCCCUUCAACUUCAGUCUAGUUCAAGAUUCAGAGUACGUACGUACACUUUCAUGGAGUUCAUUGCGUGUAGAAAUUAAAAGAUCUUUCUGGCACAACUCUCUCUGAAUAAGGUGAUUUAACCGGA
Linum trigynum is the source of this 3330-nucleotide messenger RNA. The record is from the annotation of a GenBank genome assembly. Lineage: Eukaryota; Viridiplantae; Streptophyta; Magnoliopsida; Malpighiales; Linaceae.